Messenger RNA from Cryptosporidium ubiquitum, 1572 nucleotides. RefSeq lists its product as uncharacterized. NCBI's taxonomy places the organism in Eukaryota, Apicomplexa, Conoidasida, Eucoccidiorida, Cryptosporidiidae. The transcript has a single exon. The coding region runs from base 1 to 1572 and encodes 523 amino acids. The record is from RefSeq and is a predicted model, not a curated record.
AUGAUGAACUUGAUUUUCAUUGUUUUGUCUUUAUUGAUUAUUAACACGGUUUUUGAUGGUUUCUUUCUAUUUUUAAGUGAAGGUAAGGAUAUUGCAAGUAUCGGGAUUUGCAAGAAUCUCUGUAAAGGUGGACAAGUCUUUAGUGCAUUUCUACCACCUAAAGAACCUGACUGUGGUUCGUUUAUUUCAUGUAAUAAAUGUGAUUACGAUGCUGUCAUUAAGAAAAAUGACCACUCUUCAGUUUGUUCGUAUAUGUUUUCAAACGAAUUUACACAUAGCGAUUUUGAAACUCAAGUUACCUUAUUUCACGGGAAAUCUCAACUAAUUAUUCCACAUAACAGUACUUUAAGUCGGCUUUCAAAGGAGAGUAACGUAUUAAGUAACAAUAAGGGAGAAAAAAAGCACGGAUUGUUUACUGUUGUUGUUGACUGGAAGAAGAUGAAAGGUGUAGAUGCUUCUCAAUGCUCAAAUGGAAUUGCGGAAAUUGAAUGGAGUAUAUUUAACAUAGGAGUCUACAGAAAUUGGGAUAUUGUUGCAAUAAUCGAAACUAAACCGGAAGCAACAUUUCCUUUUUGCUUUGAAAAUGUAGAAUUUCCUUUGGAUGCCACAAGAUCGAGUAAGAUCGGGAGUACUCUGCCAACCAAUAUAAAGAGGCUCGGCUAUUCAGUAACUAAUGGAAGACCAUCUGCAGUUAGAAUUACAAAAACAAUUGCUGUUAAUCAAAAGGAAAUGAAGAUUAAUCCGGAGAAGGCAAUGGAAAUAUUAUUAAAAAGAUACGUUUCUUUUAAAAUUAGCAUUAAUGGAGCUUCAGUUAAACAAGUUUUUUCAGAAACUUUUUACGAAUUUAAGAAAGAAGAGUUGGAAAUUAAAGACAGAAUAGCAAAUGAUUCAAGUAUGGAUAUAAAUGACUCAACAGAAUCUGACUUUAACACUAAAAGUCAAUCAGGGAAUAGUUCUAAAAAGAAUAGUAAAAUUCACCCUGAAAAUAGCAACGAACCAAAUAAGAAGAACAGGCUAGAAAUUUUGAAAGAAAAGCUUGUAGAUAAAUUAAGAGGAAAAGGUUUUACAGAUCCGCUUAUUUUGGAUAGCAUGAUGAGUUUAGGGUUUUAUUCCUGUUUCAGAGUAAUAUGCACUAAAAAGAAGUCUAGAGGAUUUCGGGAAGAAUCUAAGCUAGAUAAGAGAAUUCCUUUAACUCUCGAAUCUGCAAGAAAUAUUCACUCUAAAGCAUUAGAUCAAUUUUCCAAUUUGAUUCCCCAGGGCUAUACUGUUCCUUUACCUAUUCACAAUUCUGAGUACUGGGUAAACAAUCACUAUAAACCAGAGCUUUUUAACCAAAAUCUAUUGCAAGAAAAAUUUAGAUCAAAAAAAAAAGAAAAUAACAAACGAAACCAUGAUAAAAAUAAUUAUACUGAAGAAAGUGCAUAUACUGACGAUGAAUCAGAAUUUUCACACCCACUUUCGGAUUUGUUAACCAUGAUUGCGUUUACCAAUUCAGAAACGCUUCAAAACGGUGUGAAUGUUAAUGGAAUACUUGAGACAAAUUCUUUGCUACGAGUAGAACCUGAUAAUUAA